AUGGCGAAGAAAGGAAAAAAGAGCACGAGACCGAGGGCGCAGGAUAGCGAAGGGUUGGGUAGAGAUAUAGAGGCAAGUAGUGGUGUAGAGAGUGGCGAUGUUGUGGGGAAGGAUGGGUUUGAUAUUGCAGAUGAACUUGUUGCUGUUCUUGAUGCUAGAGAUGCGAAGGAUUGCGUAGGUGGUUCUAGUCAUACUCGAGCGACGAGUAUUCGCAAACUUUUCUCUGGCAGUUGCAAAAGUGACCAAGCUUGCCAUGUAGAUGGAGGAUUGGUGGAGAAGAAAGUUAGUCGGCAACAGCAGAGGAGAGAACGUAAGGCUGCGGAAAUGGCGUCGAUCAAACGAGAGGUGGAAGAAGAGCUUAGAGGUCGCUCGUCGCAACCGGGUCAGGCUGAGUUGGAACGGCUUGGUAUUUCAUCCAUGUGUUGCGCUCUGGGUUUGAGCAUGUAUGAAAUCCAGCCUGAUGGUCAUUGUCUCUAUGCUGCUGUUGCUGACCAACUGAAUCUGCACCAGAAGGUAGAUCGACCUACAGACUUCAAAGCAACUCGCCAAGCAGCUGCCAAAGAAAUGCGAACCCAUCCCGAACAAUACAAACCCUUCAUCUCUGACUCGGACGAACACAUGGCUGGCAUCACCACCCCCCAAACCGCCACCACCAUCUCGAAAGAUACGCAAGACCAGCACUUUCUCGCCUACUGCGAUGCUGUCCAAAACACCGCUGUCUGGGGUGGCCAACCUGAAAUCCUCGCACUCUCACGUGCCUUCCGAACACCGAUCCACAUUGUACAGGCUGGCCUACCCGUCUUGAAGGUCGGCCAGGAGGAGUUCGAGAAUGACACCAAGCCUUUGUUCAUUUCCUACCACCGAAAGAUGUAUGGAUUGGGCGAGCAUUAUAAUUCCCUCCGACCACAGCUGUCCUAG
This is a messenger RNA of Ustilago hordei, 918 nucleotides long. RefSeq lists its product as uncharacterized. The record is from RefSeq and is a predicted model, not a curated record. Lineage: Eukaryota; Fungi; Basidiomycota; Ustilaginomycetes; Ustilaginales; Ustilaginaceae. Gene Ontology annotation, biological process: protein deubiquitination. Gene Ontology annotation, molecular function: cysteine-type deubiquitinase activity. The transcript has a single exon. Bases 1 to 918 code for a protein of 305 amino acids.